This is a messenger RNA of Manihot esculenta (cassava), 801 nucleotides long. RefSeq names its product 60S ribosomal protein L21-1. Lineage: Eukaryota; Viridiplantae; Streptophyta; Magnoliopsida; Malpighiales; Euphorbiaceae. Gene Ontology annotation, molecular function: structural constituent of ribosome. The record is from RefSeq and is a predicted model, not a curated record. Bases 95 to 589 code for a protein of 164 amino acids. The transcript is spliced from 2 exons. Gene Ontology annotation, biological process: translation. Gene Ontology annotation, cellular component: ribosome; cytosolic large ribosomal subunit.
UCUAGAGUUCCAUUUCCUUUCCCUUCUAGGGUUUUGUUUCCUCCUGUAUUCUUUGGAGCCACCCGUCACAGAGAGCGCUAGAGGGUGAGUGAAAAUGCCGGCUGGUCAUGGUCUUCGUUCUCGAACUCGCGAUUUGUUCGCAAGGCCCUUCAGGAAGAAGGGUUACAUUCCUUUGACCACCUAUCUCAGGACCUACAAGAUUGGCGAUUAUGUCGAUAUCAAGGUGAACGGCGCCGUUCACAAGGGUAUGCCUCACAAGUUCUACCAUGGCCGCACCGGUCGUGUUUGGAACGUCACUAAGCGCGCCGUCGGCGUUGAGGUUAACAAGCAGGUGGGUAACCGAAUUAUCAGAAAGAGGAUCCAUGUUCGAGUGGAGCAUUUGCAGCAAUCAAGGUGCACAGAGGAAUUCCGUCUAAGGAAGAAGAAGAAUGAUGAACUCAAGACAGCGGCAAAGGCAAGAGGUGAGGUUAUUAGCACAAAGAGACAGCCAGAAGGCCCUAAACCUGGUUUCAUGGUUGAGGGUACACAACUGGAAACUGUUACGCCCAUCCCGUAUGAUGUUGUUAACGAUCUCAAGGGUGGUUAUUAGGUCUACAAUUUCUAGGUUUUGUUCGUGCUGUUUGUUUUUUGUUGCAAACUUUUGUUGACUGAUUAGCUUAUUCAUAUGAGUCUUUCAAGUACUGUCAGUUUUGAAGAGGUAUUUUGAGAUUGCUGCAUCUGCAAGAUGCAUGGUUUAUUUCAUUUCCUCUUUAGAUAUAAUGGGAGAUUUUCUAUUCAAUUUUAUAUAUUUCCUUUAAAUGA